This is a messenger RNA of Colletotrichum higginsianum IMI 349063, 2136 nucleotides long. Its product is annotated as C6 zinc finger protein. Lineage: Eukaryota; Fungi; Ascomycota; Sordariomycetes; Glomerellales; Glomerellaceae. The transcript has 4 exons. Gene Ontology annotation, molecular function: DNA-binding transcription factor activity, RNA polymerase II-specific; DNA binding; zinc ion binding. Bases 1 to 2136 code for a protein of 711 amino acids. Gene Ontology annotation, biological process: regulation of DNA-templated transcription; DNA-templated transcription. The record is from RefSeq and is a predicted model, not a curated record.
AUGGCAUCCGAGACCUCAGCGUCGCAACCGAGCACCCCGGCACCCGACAAGCCGCGCACCGUCCUGGCCUGUGUCUUCUGCCACCAGCGCAAGAUCAAGUGUGACCGCAAGUCUCCCUGCGCCAACUGCAUCAAGUCUGAUCAGCCGUGUGUCCCGUCGACGCGAGCGCCCCCCGGUGCCGGGAGACGGCGCGUCGUGAAGGACUUGCUCGAUAGGUUGCACCAGUGCGAGAGUCUCUUGAGCCAGGUAGCACCCCACGAUGCCGAGAGGGGCGGCCGUCCCGUCUACCCCGGCACGCCGGGAUCGACGACAGCGGCGGCGGCGUCGGCACCGAGCCCGGCCAUGUCCUGGGUGAGCUACGAGGAAGCCCGGAAGCAGCCCAGUUCCAGACCCGGCGGCAAGAUCGUGUGCGAUGAGGGCCGCGCCACCUUUAUGGAAAGCCCGCUUCGGGGGAAUGUCCUUGACCACUUCUCAAAAUUGAGCCUCGAUGACAAGGACAACGAACGCUCGACGAACCCGUCCGCGUCCUGCAGCACCUCCGAGCGAGGCGAGCCGGCGCACCAAAAGUCCAUGGACUUUGACCUGCUGGCGCUGGGGCCCGUCGAGGUCCUCAGGCUGUGGCAGGUGUUCCUGGAACGCGUCAACCCCAUGGUCAAGAUCGUCCACGUCCCCAGCCUGGAGCCGCUGGUCUUCGAGGCCGCGACGGACCGCUUCAACCUCAGCCCCGACUUCGAGGCCCUGCUGUGCUCCAUCAACGUGGUCGCCAUCAUGGCCCUCUCGGACGCCGAGGCGGUCCAGAUGCUCAACGUCGAGAAGAGCAAGGCGCUGCGCAACUCCAUGUUUGCGCUGAAGAAGGCCCUCGCCAAGCUCGACUUCAUGAGGAGAUACAACAUCACAAUAUUACAGUGUUUGGUCUUGUACUUGGUCUCCCUUCAGGGGCAGUUCGACCGGCACGCGGCGUGGAUCCUGACCGGGACACUGGUCAGGAUAGCCCAGCGGAUGGGCCUCCACCGCGAUGGCGAGUUCAUCGGGCUAUCGCCGUUCGAAACGGAAAUCAGGCGGCGGAUCUGGUGGCAGAUCAUCAUGCUGGAGACCAAGUACGCCAUCCUCGCCGGCUUCUGCGACACUCUUCUACCGCCCAACUGGGACACGAAACUGCCCUCCAACGUCAACGACGUCGACCUUUUGCCGGGCUCCUCGGAGCCAGUCAAGUCGCGCGAGGGGGCCACCGAGAUGGCCUUCUGCCUGAUGCUCUACGAGUCCCGCGUCUUCUUCUGCGAGAACCCGGCCCCCGACUUCGAGGCCGUCAUCCUCGGCGGCGGCACCGUGAGCACCGAACGCUCCAAGCGGUUCGCGGGGCAGCCCCUCGAGAAGUACCGGCAGCUGGUCGACCAGUACGAGGAGCGGCUGGUGGCCGCCGAGAGACGAUACACGAACGCAAGCGCCGGCGGCAUCCACCUCAUCGCCAGCAAGAUCCGGUCCCUGACGGCGCAGCGGAUGCGCGACAUGAUCCUCCACGCGCGCGAACCAUGGGACGAUAUCGACAACGCUGACGCCGGCAGCAGCAGCGGCAGCGGCAGUCAGCAGUCCUUCUUCCGGGCCUGGGUCAUCUCCUUUGAAAGCGACGUCAACUGGUACGACGCCAUCGACGAGCGCUUCACGUGGUACCUCAAGCUGCACUUCCAGGCCGACGCCUUCUCCGUCAUGAUCGAGCUGCUCCAGUGGCAGCCCGUCGGCACGCUCGUCGACCGGGCGUGGAGGGCCGUCGACCGGCUGUACCACCACCACCGCGAGCUGUACGACGUCGGGAAGAGGGAGAACCUGCAGCGGGCCGAGAACCUGCUCGCCGGCUGGGGCCGGCGCGAGCUGGCGUUCCGCAACCUGGGCAUCUCGUGCGACACGCCCUUCGUCGUCGCGAGGCUGCGGACGUUCGAGGCGUUCCGACAGCACCAGGCGGGCCUGCCGCCGCUCGAGCAGUGGCCGCCGGCGACGGGGUCCGACGACGGCGCCGCCAUGUUCUCGUACGCGAACAUCUCCGACUUUGAGACUUUUGAUGGCGGGUUGCCUCCGGGUUCGGGCGGCGCCUCAGCUUUUGGGCAUUUGGGUAGCACGGCGCCGGGACAGCAUGCUCUUUGA